GAGCGUCUGCUGGCCCGUCAUUUCCUCAGAAUAGUGCGCUUGCGUACAGGCUAAUCCAGGAAACCGGAAGUUGAUAUUGUGUGGCCGAAGAUGGCGGAAUAUGAGAGCGUCCAAAAGGGUACUCUAAAGCUAAAAGGAGUUGGCGACAUGAGCCUGGGGAAAAAGAAAAAGAAAAAGAACAAAGAUAAUAAUAAGGUAAUGCAAGAGAUGAUCACUAGCAAGAAAAAUGAAGAAGAAAAGAAAAAGGCAGCAAUGGAUAAGAGGACUCCAGCACAACUAGCCUUUGAAAAAAUGCAAGAAAAGAGGCAAAUGGAAAGAAUACUCAAAAAGGCUUCCAAAACACACAAGCAGAGAGUAGAGGACUUUAAUCGACAUUUGGACACACUCACUGAACAUUAUGACAUUCCUAAAGUCAGCUGGACAAAAUGAGUCUCAUUGUUUUUAUUUAUAUGGACAUUAUGUCCUCUUCCUUAUUAUAUAGAAGUGCUUCUCUUUCCCCCUCUCUCUCCACCCCUCCCACCUCCCGGCCCAGAAGAUAAACCUAGCUUCUACUCAACAAGUUCUGUGCAGCAUUUAUGUUAGUGUAAAUAAACUCCUUUUUACAUA
Molecule: messenger RNA, 606 nt
Organism: Xenopus laevis (African clawed frog)
Lineage: Eukaryota; Metazoa; Chordata; Amphibia; Anura; Pipidae
Gene: fam32a.L
Product: family with sequence similarity 32 member A L homeolog
Exons: 4
Coding region: 91-429 (112 amino acids)
Cellular component (GO): nucleolus
Source: RefSeq, a predicted model, not a curated record